Molecule: messenger RNA, 720 nt
Organism: Auanema sp. JU1783
Lineage: Eukaryota; Metazoa; Nematoda; Chromadorea; Rhabditida; Rhabditidae
Source: the annotation of a GenBank genome assembly
AUGACUGAACCUAUAGCGAAACGAGCUAAAAUGGAUGAAAUUCCAUCGCACAUCAACGACAUGGGAGAAGAGGUGAAGAAAGCUUUGAUUGAACUCGAUAUCAUUCAAAACGAUAUUGAUAUCAUUAAUGAGAAAGCAUACGAUGAGAUUUUGAAGAUCGAGCAGAAAUACAACAGUCUCAGAGUGCCUCAUUAUGAGAAGCGCAUAGAGCUGAUAAAAAAUAUUCCUAAGUUCUGGGCAACAACAAUUCUUAAUCACCCACAACUUUGCACAAUAAUAGAGGAUAGAGAGGUUGAGUUGUUGAAUGCCAUUACAAAUAUUGAGGUUGAAGAAGCGGAAGAUGCACGAAGCGGGUAUAAAAUUCGAUUCACUUUUGCUCCCAAUGACUACCUUGAGAAUGAAAAGGUUGAAAAGGAAUUCAUAAUAAGUGAGAAGCCUGCUUCAACUACUACACCAAUCAGAUGGAAAGAUUCCAAAUGUUUAGCUCGCACAGAAGACAGCGAUAGUCCACUAUCAUUCUUCGAAUGGAUGGCUGAGAAUGUCGAUCCUGGUAACGAUGACAUCGCGGAUAUUUUGAAGGAUGACCUGUGGACCAACCCUGUCCAGCAUUUUCUGUGUCCUGAGGUAGAGGAUGUGGGAGGUGAUUAUGAAAACUUGGCCGACGAAGAAGAGGCCCUAGAAGAGGGUGACGAAGAAGCAGGCUCUGACGGGGACAACUGA